Molecule: messenger RNA, 3583 nt
Organism: Porites evermanni
Lineage: Eukaryota; Metazoa; Cnidaria; Anthozoa; Scleractinia; Poritidae
Source: the annotation of a GenBank genome assembly
AUGGCCUUUCCUAAAGUGAUAGCAGCGUUCCACGCAUUGUACGAUGUGAUCGGUCUUCCUGGUAAUUUAUUGGUCAUAGUGACGAUCAUAUUGGAAUCAAGAUUUCAUGUGAUGCGUUAUAUUUUACUGGCAAGUCUCGCUUUAUCAGACUUUCUGCUGUUGGUCCUUGUCAACUCAUUCCGCAUCGAGAGCAUAGCACAAGAACAUUGGUUAUAUGGCCAAACAAUGUGUCAUCUCAACCCAUUCUUCAUGAGAUACUUCUACAUUAACACGAUUCUUCACUUGCUCGCAGUGUCUUAUGAUCGAUACCUAGCGAUCGUCAAGUCUCCUUUGACGUAUUAUGGCAACAUUACAAAAACCAGAGUAGCAUUUAUGGCUCUCAUCUGGAUAACCCCGAUUCCGUUUACAAUCGGUCCAUUCCUUGGUUGGGGAAAAUACGUUUACAACCCAGAUGUGUUCUACUGCGAGCACGGUGAAACAGUUAGAGGAAAAAGGGGUAUUCUACCGAUCGUUACCCUUACAGUGCCUUUCCUUUACAUUGUCUUCCUAAACGUUUCAGUAUACAAGACGGCGAGAAGACAAAUAUACAACAUGGAAGUCCAUGUGGGUGGCCAUCAUGAAGGGCUAACCGUAGACGAUCCCUCAGCCUAUUUUGGGGUACUGACCUCCACACAAUUUUAAGACAAAAACUGUAACGGGUUUACAGGCGCCCAUGUACGUAGAAGUAUAGGACUAAGGAAAACCCUAAGAAGUUUUUGGGUAGCUUAUUCAGGUUCCAUAAAGAGCCCAUGGCCUCCUCUUCUGUAACAACAGUGGAGUUGCCAGGGGCGUACCUGACUGUAAGCCAGUUAACUCACGGGCUUAAAACAUUUUUUGGGGAAAUUUCAUUCUCACAAAUAUUUUGACGACGCCAGUGUCGACAACAACUCUGGAAAUCAUUUAGUUGUAUGUGAAGGGUCAAGACGUACUUGCGCUCUACUAUACGAGCAGAGAGGUCCUCUGGGCUCGCGCUUUUCAUGCGUACAGGGACAAGAGCAUCGACACAGACAAGGUGGUUCGGGAGUUCUGCUCCAGGCCUCGGCCUUUCAUUUUAGAAUGCCACGCUUACACAGUUUUGUCUUUGUGUUCAUCAUGAUAUUGUGUAGAAGUAGGGAAAUACAACAUUUAUGUAAAGUGAUUGUAACUCAGUAAAGGACCAACUAAAGUUACUUUACGCCCGGGCUUUACCCCCCUUUAAAUCCCGGCUCUUGUACCGGUGUAAAUUAGUAAGCGCAUACCAGCAACAUUCUCUGGUAGGGGGCUUAAAGCUGGAAAAUGCCCUGGAACGCCCCUGGUUGCUGAAGUUAAAAAUUCCUAGGUUCCUUUCACUAUAUCUUUCUAGUUUUCAUAAAAAUAUCUCUCAAAUUACAGGUCAUGUUUAAGUAAAAUUUUAGGUCUUGAUAUAUUUAUUCGGGCCUCGCUAUUCUUUGGGACAUCACAGUCAAACAUACAAACAAGCGAAACUAAGGCUUGAUGUUCCUUUAAAAUUAAUAUGUUCCAGAUAUAAAUUAUUUUACAAAAGACGAACGCAAAAGUGAGUUGAAAUUUCUCUCCAAAUAUAUCGAAUUGAGUGACAGAAAGUUUGAAGAAGGCACAUGUUAAAAAGACCUUUGAUUCCCAAGAACACUAACAUUUUACUGUCCAAUAAUUUCAAAAACAAUGGCUGAUUUAAAAAGAUCAAGGCUUCUUUUCUUCUUUUGAUUUCCACCCAAUCAAGAGAAAUGUCAAAGAGCUACGCAAUUACCAAUAGUACGAUUGAUCGGACCGACAGCAUACAGAGCGGGGGCAGCUGUGGUGUCAACUAACAUAACUAGUUAUAAUUGUGUUACGACGCCUAAGAGAAUGGAAGGAAAAACCACUCGAGUCUCUUGAUAUUUUCCGGCUAAACUAAAGCUAUAUUUUGGCAAGAUGGUAAUUUAUAUAAAAAAAGAGAGAGAACGAAAACGUUUUUCAGAUGCAGAUUUAGUAAUUCUAAGCAACAUUUCAAUUUUCUUGGAAUGAAUCUCUACCUGGUUCAAGAUAUAGCUCAUUUUACGGGUUACAUGAUUAUGACAAGUCUACAUUAGAAAGGCAAAAAUGGGUGGAAAAAAAGGUUGAAAGAAGAUUAAUUAUAAAUAAAAUAAACGCUGCGUAAUACUGCGACCUAUUUAAUUCCCAUGAAUUUUGAGGUUGUUACUUCUUUCUUCUAAUCGAGCAAAAAAUAAAUUAAGCAAAAAUCGAUAUCUUUCUCAACAAACCGAAGCUAAAAAGGAAUGGGAAUGAGGAAUCGAUAUCAGAAAUUUUACUAAACGUAUUUUACUAGACGUAUGUCCCAUUCACAUGAUAUCUUUAUAAAGUAUUACGUCGUGAAAAAUUAUCAUCUUAAUGACUAAAAGGAUUUCUUUCAAAGUACGGCUGUCUGUGCUUUUGUUACUGUUAUGAAACCACGUUUCCGUUCACUAUAAGACUUGACGAAGCCGAAUGAUAUCGGACCUCAUUAGCUUUUGCCCAAAAUGUUAAUACUAUGCACGCCAACUGUAAAAGCACAUACAUUUAGGAAAUAAUCUCAUUUAUGUCAAUUUGCUCAUAAUGUUAAAGCUUAGUAAAUUACUUAUGAGCAAUGAUUUCAGCCAUGGCCUUUCCUAAAGUGAUAGCAGCGUUCCACGCAUUGUACGAUGUGAUCGGUCUUCCUGGUAAUUUAUUGGUCAUAGUGACGAUCAUCCUCGAAACAAGAUUUCAUGUGGUGCGAUAUAUUUUACUGGCAAGUCUCGCUUUAUCAGACUUUCUGCUGUUGGUCCUCGUCAACUCAUUCCGCAUCGAGAGCAUAGCGCAAGAACAUUGGUUAUAUGGCCAAACAAUGUGUUAUCUCAACCCAUUCUUCAUGAGAUACUUCUACAUUAACACAAUUCUUCACUUGGUCGCAGUGUCUUAUGAUCGAUACCUAGCGAUAGUCAAGUCUCCUUUGACGUAUUAUGGCAACAUUACAAAAACCAGAGUAGCAUUUAUGGCUCUCAUCUGGAUAACCCCGAUUCCGUUUACAAUCGGUCCAUUCCUUGGUUGGGGAAAAUACGUUUACAACCCAGAUGUGUUCUACUGCGAGCACGGUGAAACAGUUAGAGGAAAAAGGGGUAUUCUACCGAUCGUUACCCUUACAGUGCCUUUCCUUUACAUUGUCUUCCUAAACGUUUCAGUAUACAAGACGGCGAGAAGACAAAUAUACAACAUGGAAGUCCAUGUGGGUGGCCAUCAUGACGGUGCUGAAGGCCUUCAACAGCAAGAGAGGAUAUCAAGGCGACUCACGGAUCGUAAGGCAGCUGUUGAUGUCGCCAUCAUCAUCUCCGCAUUUAUGGUGUGCCUUCUCAUAGUCCGUAUCACAGCUCUUUGUCGCCAGGGAAUAGAUGUUCCAGCCGAGGCAGUUCAUGUUACAACGUGCAUUUACUUCCUAAGUACAAUAUGCAACCCCAUCAUCUAUUCCAUCCGUAAACGAGAAUUCCGUAAAGCAGUGAAGAAAAUAUUCAGAAGGGCUGGAGCUUGUCGUGAUUCUAACGAAAACGGCACAAUUUGA